Molecule: messenger RNA, 5373 nt
Organism: Scheffersomyces coipomensis
Lineage: Eukaryota; Fungi; Ascomycota; Pichiomycetes; Serinales; Debaryomycetaceae
Gene: RPO21
Product: DNA-directed RNA polymerase II subunit RPB1
Exons: 3
Coding region: 190-5250 (1686 amino acids)
Biological process (GO): transcription by RNA polymerase II
Cellular component (GO): RNA polymerase II, core complex
Molecular function (GO): DNA binding
Source: RefSeq, a predicted model, not a curated record
AGCUUGCUAUAAGUUUUUGGAAAACUUAUUUAAAGUAUCGAAGUUGCAUCUAUUAGAUUCUGGUGAAGCCAUAUAAACCCUUUUAUUGAUAUAUCAUUUCCCUUUGCGUUCCAGCAAACCUUUUAAAAUUUUUUUAAAUUGGAUAUUCCAAAUAUAUCUCAAAUAAGUUUCAUAUAAAGAAUCAUCAAUAUGAGUCGUCAAUUUCCAUACUCAAGUGCUCCACUUCGUUCUGUUAAAGAGGUACAAUUUGGUUUAUUAUCUCCAGAAGAGGUUCGUGCUAUUUCUGUAGCUAAGAUUGAAUAUCCUGAAACCAUGGACCAAUCAACCAAAAAACCAAGAGAAGGAGGGUUAAAUGAUCCAAGAUUAGGUUCCAUCGAUAGAAAUUUCAGAUGUCAAACUUGUGGUGAAGAUAUGACUGAGUGUCCGGGUCAUUUUGGUCAUAUUGAAUUAGCUAAACCUGUGUUUCAUAUUGGUUUUAUUCCUAAAAUUAAAAAAGUUUGUGAAUCCAUUUGUAUGCACUGUGGAAAACUUUUAUUGGAUGAAUCAAAUCCAGCUAUGGCACAAGCUAUCAGAAUAAGAGAUCCUAAAAAGAGAUUUAAUGCUGUUUGGGCUCUUUGUAAACAAAAGAAUGUAUGUGAAACCGAUAUAAAUGAAGAUGGAACUAUAACCGGUAGAGGUGGUUGUGGUCACACUCAUCCUACUAUCCGUAGAGAUGGUUUAAAGUUAUGGGGUACAUGGAAACAAGCAAAAGGUUUCGAAGAAGGAGAACAAGCCGAGAAAAGAAUUUUAACUCCAUCCGAAAUCCUUAAUGUCUUUAAGCAUAUUAGUCCAUUGGAUUGUUAUAGAUUAGGUUUUAAUGAAGAUUAUGCUAGACCAGAAUGGAUGUUAAUAACUGUCUUACCUGUUCCUCCUCCUCCAGUUAGACCAAGUAUUGCUUUCAAUGAUACUGCAAGAGGUGAAGAUGAUUUAACUUUCAAAUUAGCGGACGUUAUUAAAGCCAAUAUAAACGUACAAAGAUUAGAAAUGGAUGGUUCUCCUCAACAUGUUAUCAGUGAAUUCGAGUCUUUACUUCAAUUCCACGUUGCCACAUAUAUGGAUAACGAUAUUGCAGGUCAACCUCAAGCUCUUCAAAAAACUGGUCGUCCAAUUAAAUCUAUCAGAGCCAGAUUAAAGGGUAAAGAAGGUAGAUUAAGAGGUAAUCUUAUGGGUAAGCGUGUUGAUUUUUCAGCUCGUACAGUUAUUUCUGGUGAUCCAAAUCUUGAUUUAGAUCAAGUUGGUGUUCCGAUUUCUAUUGCCAGAACCUUAAGUUAUCCAGAAAUUGUCACUCCAUAUAAUAUUCAUCGUUUAACAGAAUACGUCCGUAAUGGUCCGAACGAACAUCCUGGUGCCAAAUAUGUUAUAAGAGAUACUGGUGAUCGAAUUGAUUUAAGAUAUAACAAGAGAGCAGGAGAUAUCGCUUUACAAUACGGAUGGAAAGUUGAACGUCAUUUAAUGGAUAACGAUCCAGUGUUAUUUAAUCGUCAACCUUCUUUACAUAAAAUGUCUAUGAUGGCACAUAGAGUUAAAGUUAUGCCUUACUCUACAUUCAGAUUAAAUUUAUCUGUUACUUCACCUUAUAAUGCCGAUUUCGAUGGUGAUGAAAUGAAUUUACAUGUCCCACAAUCACCUGAAACCAGAGCUGAAUUAUCAGAAAUUUGUGCUGUUCCUUUACAAAUUGUUUCUCCUCAAUCCAAUAAACCAGUCAUGGGUAUUGUGCAAGAUACUUUAUGUGGUGUUCGUAAAAUGACAUUGAGAGAUAUCUUCAUAGAAUAUGAUCAAGUUAUGAAUAUGUUAUAUUGGAUUCCUAACUGGGAUGGUGUUAUUCCACCUCCUGUUAUCACAAAACCUAAGUUUUUGUGGAGUGGUAAACAAGUCUUAUCUAUGGCAAUUCCAAAAGGUAUUCAUUUACAAAGAUUUGACGGUGGUAAAGAUUUAUUAAGUCCACAAGAUACUGGUAUGUUAAUCGUUGAUGGUGAAAUCAUGUUUGGUGUUGUAGAUAAAAAGACUGUUGGUGCCACAGGUGGUGGUUUAAUCCAUACCGUUAUGAGAGAAAAAGGACCACAAGUCUGUGCCCAAUUAUUCAGUUCUAUCCAAAAAGUGGUCAACUAUUGGUUACUUCAUAAUGGUUUUUCUAUUGGUAUUGGUGAUACAAUUGCUGAUAGUUCUACCAUGAAAACUGUUUCAUCUACUAUUAGAGAAGCUAAACAAAAAGUUCAAGAAAUUAUUUUGGAUGCUCAACAAAAUAGAUUAGACCCAGAACCAGGUAUGACAUUAAGAGAAUCUUUCGAACAUAAUGUAUCUCGUGUAUUAAAUCAAGCUCGUGAUACCGCAGGUCGUUCUGCAGAAAUGAAUUUAAAAGAUAUCAAUAACGUGAAACAAAUGGUUACAUCAGGUUCCAAAGGUUCCUUUAUUAAUAUUUCCCAAAUGUCGGCUUGUGUAGGUCAACAAAUUGUUGAAGGUAAAAGAAUUCCAUUUGGUUUUGCCGAUCGUACCUUACCACAUUUCACUAAGGAUGAUUAUUCUCCAGAAUCAAAAGGUUUUGUGGAAAACUCUUAUUUGAGAGGUUUAACCCCUCAAGAAUUCUUUUUCCAUGCUAUGGCUGGUAGAGAAGGUCUUAUUGAUACAGCUGUGAAGACUGCCGAAACUGGUUAUAUUCAACGUCGUUUGGUUAAAGCCUUAGAAGAUAUUAUGGUUCAUUAUGAUGGUACAACUAGAAAUUCGUUAGGUGAUAUCAUUCAAUUCAUUUAUGGUGAAGAUGGUAUUGAUGGUACCCAAGUCGAAAAACAAUCACUUGAUACUAUUCCAGGAUCCGAUAAGAGUUUUGAUCAACGUUAUCGUAUUGAUCUUUUGGACGCUGAAUCUUCUAUUGCUGAAUCAUUAUUGGAAUCAGGUAAGGAAAUCAAAGGUGAUGUUAAAUUACAAAGGGUUUUGGAUGAGGAAUUUGAACAAUUAUUGAAAGAUCGUAAAUAUCUUAGAGAAGUGUGUUUUCCAAAUGGUGAUUUCAGUUGGCCACUUCCAGUUAAUUUACGUCGUAUUAUUCAAAAUGCUCAACAAAUCUUUCAUAAUGGUAGAUAUAAGGCUUCCGAUUUACGUUUAGAUGAAAUUGUCAACGGUGUCAGAAACUUAUGUACUAAGUUAUGGGUUGUUAGAGGUGAUAGUGAAUUGCAAGUUGAAGCACAAGCAAAUGCAACUUUACUUUUCCAAUGUCUUAUAAGAUCAAGAUUAGCUUCUCGUCGUGUUAUCGAAGAAUUUAAGUUAAAUCAUGCUUCCUUUGAAUGGGUAAUGGGUGAAAUUGAAUCUCAAUUCCAAAGAUCUAUUGUUCAUCCCGGUGAAAUGGUCGGUGUCGUUGCUGCUCAAUCUAUUGGGGAACCAGCAACGCAAAUGACAUUAAAUACUUUCCAUUAUGCCGGUGUUUCUUCAAAGAAUGUUACUUUAGGGGUUCCUCGUCUUAAGGAAAUUCUUAAUGUUGCAAAGAAUAUUAAGACUCCAGCUCUUACAGUAUACUUAGAAAAGGAUAUUGCUGCUGAUAUUGAGAAAGCCAAGGUUGUUCAAUCUGCCAUUGAACAUACCACCUUGAAGAAUGUUACUUCAUCUACUGAAAUUUAUUAUGAUCCAGAUCCAAGAACUACUGUUAUUGAAGAGGAUUAUGAUACCGUUGAAGCAUAUUUUGCUAUUCCGGAUGAAAAAGUAGAAGAAUCUAUAGCUAACCAAUCACCUUGGUUACUUCGUUUGGAAUUAGAUCGUGCUAAGAUGUUAGAUAAACAAUUAACUAUGGCCCAAGUUGCUGAAAAGAUUUCUCAAAACUUUGGUGAAGAUUUAUUCGUUAUUUGGUCUGAUGAUACUGCUGAUAAAUUGAUUAUUCGUUGUCGUGUGGUUCGUGACCCAAAGAUGGAUGAAGAAGCUGAAUCAGAAGAAGAUCAAAUUUUAAAGAGUAUUGAAUCUCAUAUGUUAGAUAAUAUUUCAUUGAGAGGUAUCGAAGGUAUUACUAAGGUUUUCAUGAUGCAACAUAAGACUAGUACUCCAGAUGAAACGGGUGAAUUCAAACAAGGUAAAGAAUGGGUUUUAGAAACCGAUGGUGUUAAUCUUUCAGGUGUUAUGGCCGUCUCAGGUGUCGAUGCCAGUAGAACUUACUCCAAUAAUUUCAUUGAAAUUCUUUCUGUCCUUGGUAUUGAAGCUACUAGAUCCGCAUUAUUCAAAGAAAUUCUUAAUGUUAUUGCUUUCGAUGGUUCUUAUGUUAAUUAUCGUCAUAUGGCUCUUUUGGUUGAUGUUAUGACUUCUCGUGGUCAUCUUAUGGCUAUUACUCGUCAUGGUAUUAAUAGAUCUGAUACUGGUGCAUUAAUGCGUUGUUCUUUCGAAGAAACUGUUGAAAUCUUACUUGAAGCUGGUGCAGCUGCUGAAUUAGAUGACUGUAGAGGUAUUUCUGAAAAUGUGAUGUUGGGUCAAAUGGCUCCAUUAGGUACUGGUUCAUUCGAUGUUAUGGUUGAUGACAAGAUGUUACAAACUGCUCCAUCUAAUGCUCCUAUCGUUACCGGUAAUGAUGUAUAUGUUGAUGACGGUGGAAGCACUCCAUAUAAGGAUUACAACAUGGAUGAUGAUACUGUUCAAUAUGAAGAAGGUGGAGGAUUUUCUCCAAUUCAUACUGCUCAAGUUCUGGAAGGUAUGGGUGGUCUUACUUCUUAUGGUGGUGCUACUUCUCCUUCAGCUACUUCGCCAUUUGCUUAUGGUGGUACCUCACCUUCAUUUGGUGGUACUUCACCUGGUUAUGGUGGAACUUCUCCAGGCUAUUCUCCAACUUCGCCAAGUUACUCACCAACUUCCCCAUCAUACUCUCCAACAUCUCCAUCAUAUUCUCCAACUUCUCCAAGUUAUUCUCCAACUUCACCAUCAUAUUCACCAACUUCGCCAAGUUACUCUCCAACUUCACCAAGUUAUUCUCCUACAUCUCCAUCGUACUCUCCAACAUCUCCAAGUUAUUCUCCUACAUCUCCAAGUUAUUCUCCUACAUCUCCAUCUUAUUCUCCAACUUCACCAUCAUACUCACCAACCUCACCAUCAUACUCCCCAACUUCUCCACAAUACUCACCAACCUCACCUUCAUAUUCUCCAACCUCGCCACAGUAUUCACCAACAUCUCCUAGUUAUAGUCCACACUCUCCACAAUACUCACCUGAAGAUGGUACUAAGCAUGAUGAUGAUGAAGACAUUGAUUAAUCUUUUAGUUGUUUAUACAUAGAUUAGUGAAAAAAAAAUAGUUUAAUGAUAAAUAUAUAUCAAUUGUAAUAUAUCAAUCGCUAAACUGUAGUUCAUUGCUCUAUUUUUUGCAACACUUUUUUG